Molecule: messenger RNA, 1477 nt
Organism: Durio zibethinus
Lineage: Eukaryota; Viridiplantae; Streptophyta; Magnoliopsida; Malvales; Malvaceae
Product: glycosyltransferase BC10-like
Cellular component (GO): membrane
Molecular function (GO): glycosyltransferase activity
Source: RefSeq, a predicted model, not a curated record
GAUCACCGGAAAAAAGGUCAUUGAUUCCUUCGAAAUUUUCUGCCAUUCCAGCCAUACUUAUUGUCCUUCUUGUUUUACAAAUACUCAGCAAAAAGUGAUUUACUUCGCUUAUUUAAUUAUAUCAGUGAUCUUAAUUCUAUCAUAAACCUUCCUUUGCUCUUUUCUAUAUAAGAUGCGUUUCAAAGUUUUGGCUUUGUCAUCUGGAGGAAAGGUUUUGAUCCCAAAAGGGUGCUUCUUGGCUUGGUUUUAGAGGAAAAUAUAAACCCAGAAAGCUGAUUUUGAUUGAGAGAUAAAGUUAUGACGCAGUCAAGGGUGGUGACAAUGGAGGAAGGUAAGGACCCGGCUUCUGCAGUCAGAACGAACCUCUCCAGGGCUUUGCAUUUGAGACUCAUUCUAUUUUGUUUGUUGUUUUUGGUCCUGGGCAUUGGAUUAUCGAUCAUCAGUAUGUAUUCAGUACGAUUUUUUAUGGUCCAGCAUGUAUCUACUGUGGCACCAUCAACUAUUCAGCCUUGUUUUAAAGAGGCUAAUAGCAUAAAAAGUUGGAUUAAGCCUCCAUCAAACUUGAUGCAUACUAUGAAUGAUACCGAACUAUUCUGGAGAGCUUCAUUUGUUCCUCAAAUCAAGGAAUAUCCUUUCAAGAGAGUCCCCAAGAUUGCCUUCAUGUUCUUGACAAAGGGGCCAUUGCCACUGGCUGCUCUUUGGGACAGAUUCUUCAAGGGGCAUGAAGGGAAGUACUCGAUAUAUAUCCAUGCGCUGCCAUCUUACAUUGCCAGCCAUCCACCGUCAUCUGCUUUCUACAGGAGACAAAUCCCAAGUCAGAUGGUGGAGUGGGGAAAGAUGAGUAUGUGCGAGGCUGAGAGGAGACUCAUUGCUAAUGCAUUGCUCGAUAUCUCCAAUGAAUGGUUUGUUCUCUUGUCUGAGUCUUGCAUUCCUCUGCACAAUUUCAGCAUAAUCUAUCGCUACAUAUCAAGAUCAAGACACAGCUUCAUCGGAUCAUUUGAUGAACUUGGACCUGAUGGGAGAGGACGCUACGAUCGACGCAUGGAACCAGAGGUCACACUUAGCCAAUGGCGUAAAGGAUCUCAGUGGUUUGAAGUUAACAGGAGGCUUGCAAUUAACAUAAUUGAGGACACCACCUAUUAUCCCAAGUUUAAGGAGUUCUGCCAGCCAGCUUGUUAUGUGGAUGAGCAUUAUUUCCCCACAAUGCUGAGCAUCCAAUUGCCUCAUCUCUUGGCAAACAGGACUCUUACAUGGACAGACUGGUCAAGGGGUGGUGCUCAUCCAGCCACAUUUGGGAAGGAUGACAUAACAGAAGGUUUCUUUAAGAAAAUUUUUGAAGGUCAAUUUUGCCUUUAUAAUAGCCAGACAGCUACAGUUUGUUAUCUUUUUGCAAGGAAGUUUGCUCCAAGUGCUUUGGAUCCUUUAUUAGGAUUGGCAUCCAAAAUUUUAGGGUAUUGACUAAACUUGGUUACAAAGA